AUGAAGUAUGCAAUUUUGUUCAUGCUUUGCGCAGCUGCAUUUGCAACAGGCAUAGAUGAUAUAAAAGGUAGAUCUACAAGGGAACUUGGAGGAUGGUGUUAUGAUUGGGACGACGUAAAUGAUAGCAAUGGAGGGGCUGACAUUGAUGAAGCUAUGAAUCAAACUUUGCCAGUUCAGCUGACAAACACAACAACCAACACAACUGGGCUUGGCAGCUGUGACUGCAAUUGUACAUGUGAUUGCUUUUCCUGUAAUUGCUCGUGCAACUGCACUACACCAUUAGGAAACCAAACAGUGCCACCACCUGGCAACGACACAAAUCAGACUAAUACGACAAAUUGUACUUGCCAUCGCCCUCGUCGUCCUAGAUGUCACCAAAGAUGUAGGCCAUUUGACUGUGAUGGCGAUGACUACUGGAUCACUGAAGAGCUAACAAGGAAUGCUGAAUUUUUAGAAUAUGAAGAUUUAAGCGAUACUAUUGAUUUUAUGGCUGAGCGCCAAGUGGAUCCUUAA
Blepharisma stoltei is the source of this 513-nucleotide messenger RNA. Lineage: Eukaryota; Ciliophora; Heterotrichea; Heterotrichida; Blepharismidae. The record is from the annotation of a GenBank genome assembly.